AUGGGUAUCGGGAAAUAUCGGGGAUAUCGGCAAAAUAUCGGGGAUAUCGCACUUAUCGAGGAUAUAUCAUAUAUCGGUGUAUCGGCCGAUAUUUCAAUCCUUGUUCAUGAGAGGGCGCAAGGCACAUUCCCAAGCCAACCCGAAAUUAAUCCUCGAAAUGUUGAGCACGUCAAGUCUAUUAGAACUCUGAGAAGUGGCAAGUCAUAUGAUAGACGAGAAGAAGCCAUGACAAGUGCUGGAAAAGAAGAUGAAGGUAGAGAAGAAACUAAAGGACUACUUCCAGCACCUACCCAAGGCAAACCAUGCGAUUCCGAAAGAACCUCUAAUGAUGAUCAAAUCGCCCCUGUCAAAGAAAGGAUUUAUGUUCCCCCACUUCCGUUUCCAGCAGCCCAACGAGUCCAUAAACGAAAGAAAGAUCAAAUGGAUAUUUUGGAGAUUUUCAAAAAGAGUGCAGUGAGUUUUACAAUUCCUUGCAUUAUUGGUGAUGUUCAAUUUGAUAAAGCAUUUUUAGAUUUAGGCUCAAGCAUUAACCUUAUGCCUUUGACUAUUUUUCAAAGAUUAGGAAUUGGAGAGCUCAAGAGCACUUCCGUUUCUCUUCAACUUGCGGACAGAUCAGUCACAUAUCCAAAAGGAAUCAUUGAAGAUGUGCUGAUCAAAGUGAAGCAAUUUGUGUUGCCGGCUGAUUUCCUAGUUCUUGAUAUGGAGGAAGACUGCAACAUCCCACUCUUGCUAGGCCGUCCCUUCCUUGCAACAGCUGGUACAUUAAUUGAUGUGCAACAAGGAACUUUAACUUUGAGAGUUCAAGGGGAAUCCGUUGAGUUUAAGGUGUUUGAAGCUGUUAAAAAACAGAGGGACUUGGAAGAGUGCAGUCGUAUAGAUCUCCUUGACCCAAUUGUACAUGUCAACUACUUGGAAAACACCUCUACAGAUGUCUUGAAAGCCAAGUUGGCACCCCCAUCCAUACGUGAAACGCAGGGGCUUUUCUCUUGGACGUGCUGGAAUUUAUCAAUGUUGUAUCAAAAGCUUUUCCAAGAUGAGCCGGCUCUUGUGGCAUUUCCUUGCCAAGGAUCACACCAAGACAUUACAUGA
Prunus armeniaca (apricot) is the source of this 1089-nucleotide messenger RNA. NCBI's taxonomy places the organism in Eukaryota, Viridiplantae, Streptophyta, Magnoliopsida, Rosales, Rosaceae. The record is from the annotation of a GenBank genome assembly.